Molecule: messenger RNA, 272 nt
Organism: Schistosoma margrebowiei
Lineage: Eukaryota; Metazoa; Platyhelminthes; Trematoda; Strigeidida; Schistosomatidae
Source: the annotation of a GenBank genome assembly
AUGUCAUAUUUCCCCAAAUAUCUUGGUACGGUCGAUGGUCGGGAGAGUCUACUCUCUUUAUUCAAAUACUCUCACAUGGCUGCGUGGAUACAACCACUACCAGGAAAAUCCUACUCACUGCCUUCUUGUGGCAUUACUGUUGUUUACGAAAUUGAGAGGAUGAAAAAACGAACGUCCAGCGCUUUAACCGAGUUGAUGGAUACGGUGUUAAUAUACAAUAACAGUACUCUUCACACUAUUUCAAUCUAUGAAUGUGAUUUAACUGCGAUUGA